AUGACAUUCGUGCAUCACUUAGAAGCUCUCAUUAAUGUUGGCCACACCCUUGACAUGGGAAUAAAUCUCUUGUUAUGCAUGUGGUUGGGAAAGGAAUCAGGAUGGUUCGCUGUUGGCUUGCUAAUGUUAGGUGGAAGCGAAUUCAACGUUAUGCUGAUGGACAAGGAACCAUUUCUAACAUUUAUUAUCAGCAUCAACAACAUUGACCUCAUUAGCUACUCUUCUCUCUUUUCAAGCACCGUGGAACUCUUCAAAAUGAAGUUCAACGCAGCUGCUGUCCUUGUCUCCCUUAUUGCCUGUGCCUCGGCUGCACCGACUGCCACGACCACACCUGCGCCUCAGACUCCAAAUGAGAAGCCCAAUGACCCUGAUAUCGUUUUUGCGCUCAGCCCAGCAAAUGACUGUGGAGACUCAACUUUUACCAACGGAAGUUCACCAGCCUCCCCUCUAGCUGCUGACUGCUUGAAAAUCGCCUCCAACAUCGCCGCCGGUGGAACCUGGACCGUUCAAGUUGGUGGGUGGCAUCAACUUGUCCAAUUCGGAACCUGCGCGCUCGGCGUUAGAAAUGCUGGCCCCGGCUGGCAUGCUAUCAAGGUUGGGAAUCAGGAUAUCAUCGACGUUAUCAACACGUCCAUCCAGAAGUUCAAGUGGUUUGAUAAAGUCGGCGCCUCAGGUGAGAUGCCUUGCCAGAUAGUGACAACCGGCUGGCAAAAUACUCAGUGGAGCAUUUAUCAUAAUUAA
This is a messenger RNA of Trichophyton benhamiae CBS 112371, 741 nucleotides long. RefSeq lists its product as uncharacterized. NCBI's taxonomy places the organism in Eukaryota, Fungi, Ascomycota, Eurotiomycetes, Onygenales, Arthrodermataceae. The transcript is spliced from 2 exons. The coding region runs from base 1 to 741 and encodes 246 amino acids. The record is from RefSeq and is a predicted model, not a curated record.